CUGUAUUCUACUCAGCAUGCGUCUCUUGCUGGCUACUAUAUCAGCCGGGGUGUUGUGGCUUCCCCAGGUGUUGGGGAGGGCCAACACGACUGCGCCGAAUUAUACGGUCGAUGAGCUGUGGAAGUUGGAAACUACCUUCUGGGACAACUUUCUAUAUCCUGCCAAUGUUGAGCAGAUGGAGGCCAUUAAUUCCACCUUGUUUACUCCGGAUGUACAAGGUCGAGUAGACAUCACCCGCGUGUUCAACGGCAGCGAAUUGAACACGGAGUACAUUUUCGGACUGUUUUCGGACCCUGACCAUGUUAGUCUAGUUGGGGUUCCCGUUGACUACAGUAUUACGCAGUUCAUCGCCCAGGGGAAUAUCGCAUCUGCGACCACUGUCGUCACCUUUAAUGCCACCUCGUUCGGUAAUCUGCUGGUACCGGUCACCAUCGACACGUGGAUCAUGUGGGAUUCCAACGGACGCAUUGUGCAAUAUGAUGCCACCUUUCGUUGGUUCGGGUUUCUGCUGGAUACUCUGGUGGAGGCUUUGGCGGAGUCCAUCAACGGCACGACCAGCCAGGCUACGGCAUCACUGACGCAGAUCCUCGCCACGACCAUCUGCGCAACGCAUGAUCAGUACUGCACCGGGGCAAACCAACAAUACGAUAACAAUACGGCUUGCCUCAACUUCCUGACCACGGCGAUCCCGCUCGGCAAGGACUACGAGCUAGGUCGGAACACCCUGUUAUGUCGGGAGGUUCAUGAGCACAUGGUGCAGUAUGAUCCGGCGCUUCACUGUCCACAUAUCGGGCCAACAGGGGGAGAUUAUUGUGUCAAUGAUCAGACCUAUGCACAAAAGGUCCUUCAGAAGUACUUCAACCAGUCAUGGAUUGUGGGCGUGCCCUCAACCGGGGAUAUCUGGCUUGGGGACUGAUGGUGACUGGGAAACCGCUUGCUGGGCCGAUGUUUAUUUAGGGAUAUAGAAUACCCGAGAGAAGGAUAGAUAGG
Molecule: messenger RNA, 990 nt
Organism: Aspergillus costaricaensis CBS 115574
Lineage: Eukaryota; Fungi; Ascomycota; Eurotiomycetes; Eurotiales; Aspergillaceae
Exons: 2
Coding region: 17-916 (299 amino acids)
Source: RefSeq, a predicted model, not a curated record